Messenger RNA from Apis dorsata (giant honeybee), 1806 nucleotides. It is a transcript of the gene Cds, whose product is annotated as phosphatidate cytidylyltransferase, photoreceptor-specific. Gene Ontology annotation, cellular component: endoplasmic reticulum membrane. Gene Ontology annotation, molecular function: phosphatidate cytidylyltransferase activity. The transcript has 11 exons. The record is from RefSeq and is a predicted model, not a curated record. The coding region runs from base 177 to 1562 and encodes 461 amino acids. NCBI's taxonomy places the organism in Eukaryota, Metazoa, Arthropoda, Insecta, Hymenoptera, Apidae.
AACCGAGCUAAGUUAAGCUAACCGUUCUCAUGUUUUUAAACUAACCUAAAUUUUAACAAUGUAAUACAAUAGGAUACCCGUUAUUUCUUCCCCCAUUUUUUAAUUUUCCCCACUAUUCUCAAUGUGAGAAUUCAUAUGGCAUCUUAGUCUGUCAGUUUCAUUUGCGCAAAUAUGAUAUGUGGUUGCUGUCAUAUCCGCUCUAUUUAAUCAAAUAUUUAAAUAUUAUGUCGGAAAUUCGUAAGAGAACAAUUGGAGAUACAUCAGCUGAAACGCGGGAUGUCAGUGAUGAUCAGAAAGAAGAUGUAGAAUCUGAAGAUGAUGCAAAGCUGGAAGUUGAAGAAUUGGCUAAAACUUUACCACAAGGAACAGAUCAUACUCCACAUAUUUUGGAUUCAAUUCUUUCAGGCUUAUCUGAUCGCUGGAAAAAUUGGGUAAUUAGAAGUAUUUUUACCUUGUUUAUGAUUGCUGGUUUUUGUGGUAUUAUUUAUAUUGGACCAUUAGCUUUGAUGGCUACGACAUUGAUUGUACAAGUAAAGUGUUUUCAAGAAAUCAUUAAUAUUGGAUAUGCAGUUUAUAGAAUUCAUGGUUUACCAUGGUUCAGAUCUCUAUCAUGGUAUUUCCUGAUUACUUCCAAUUAUUUCUUUUAUGGAGAAAAUUUAAUGGAUUAUUUUGCUGUAGUAAUUAACCGUACAGAAUAUCUACGUGUACUUGUUACAUAUCAUCGUUUUAUUUCAUUUUGUCUAUACAUUGUUGGUUUUGUAUGGUUUGUACUGUCACUUGUAAAAAAAUAUUAUAUGAAACAAUUUUCUCUAUUUGCUUGGACUCAUGUUGCUUUACUUAUUGUUGUGACACAAAGUUAUCUUAUAAUUAAAAAUAUUUUUGAAGGCUUGAUAUGGUUCAUUGUUCCAGUUAGUAUGAUAGUGAUAAAUGAUGUAAUGGCAUAUAUGUUUGGUUUCUUUUUUGGUAAAACACCUUUAAUUAAAUUAUCACCAAAAAAAACUUGGGAAGGUUUUAUAGGUGGUGGUAUUUCAACAGUUUUGCUUGGCUUAUUGAUUUCAUAUAUUAUGUGUCAGUAUCGUUACUUUGUUUGUCCUAUUGAAUAUAGUGAAACUUUGGGACGAAUGACUAUGGAUUGUGAACCAUCUAUUUUAUUUCAACCUCAAGAAUAUACUUUGCCUAAUAGUUUACAAGUUGUAUUUAAAAUGUUUAGUGGAAAAUCGACCAUAACUUUGUAUCCAUUUUUACUUCAUUCAUUAUCAAUGUCAGUAUUUAGUUCUGUAAUUGGACCAUUUGGAGGUUUCUUUGCAAGUGGUUUUAAGAGAGCAUUUAAAAUUAAGGACUUUGGAGAUGUUAUUCCUGGUCAUGGAGGAAUAAUGGAUAGAUUUGACUGUCAGUAUUUAAUGGCAACAUUUGUAAAUGUCUAUAUAUCUUCAUUUAUUCAAACUGCUUCACCUCAAAAACUUUUGCAACAGGUUUAUAGCUUAAAACCAGAACAACAAUUACAAUUGUUUCAAACAUUAAAGGAUUCAUUAGAAAAUAGAGGUUUGUUAAAUAUUUAUUGAUGUUCUAAUAUUAAUGAUGAUUAUUAAUAAUCAAUGGAAUUACUUUAAAAUAGCAGAAAGUGUUAGAAAUAUUAUUUCUAACAUUUAUUUGAAUGUGCAAUGUACGUUUAUACAAUAGCAUUAACAAUAUUAAAUACAAUAUAUAUAAACAACAGUAAUAUUAAUUAUAAAAUAUACUAAAUUAUGAUGAUAAAGUUUAUUUUAUAACUAGAAAUUAAGAAACAUUAAACAUUUGUAGUUUUUU